This is a messenger RNA of Choloepus didactylus (southern two-toed sloth), 5102 nucleotides long. RefSeq names its product FA complementation group D2 (gene FANCD2). The transcript is spliced from 44 exons. Gene Ontology annotation, biological process: mitotic intra-S DNA damage checkpoint signaling; double-strand break repair involved in meiotic recombination; interstrand cross-link repair. The record is from RefSeq and is a predicted model, not a curated record. Gene Ontology annotation, molecular function: DNA polymerase binding. Gene Ontology annotation, cellular component: nucleus; condensed chromosome. Lineage: Eukaryota; Metazoa; Chordata; Mammalia; Pilosa; Megalonychidae. Bases 332 to 4723 code for a protein of 1463 amino acids.
GCCCCGCCAUCUUCCCUGAGAGAAAGCCCUGGCCGGGGAUCGGCCGCACUUCUCCUUCCCAGGAUGCGGGGCCUCCUCUUUAGGUCCGAUUGCGCGCCUUUUCACGCCCUCCAGCCUGGCAGGCGCGGGACCUAGAAGCGGCCACCAGUCUCGCACACCCCUUCCAGCUGAGCCACCCAGCCGCCCACUUCCGGCGCGGGCACUUGACGUCACCGCGCGGCGCGCCUCGGUGGCAACACAGCGGCGUCGCUGCGGGCGGGAAACUCGGGAGCUAGAGGUGGCUGCAGCCUCGGGGCCGGAAGUAAUUUGACUGCAGAAAACUUUGGUCAAAAUGGUUUCCAAAAGAAGACUGUCAAAAUCUGAUGAUAAAGAGAACCUGGUAGAAGAUGCUUCCAAAGCUAAGAAGCAACCACUUUCCAAAAAGACAAAGAAAUCACAUGUUCAUAAUGAAAUUGAAGAAAAUGACAGUGUUUUCGUAGAGCUUCUUAAGACAUCAGGAAUUAUUCUUAAAACAGGAGCGAGUCAGAAUCAACUAGCUGUGGAUCAGAUAGUUUUCCAAAAGAAGCUGUUUCAGAUGCUGAGGAAACAUCCUUCUUAUCCCAAAAUAAUAGAAGAAUUUAUUAGUGGCCUGGAGUCUUACAUUGAAGACCAAGACUGUUUCAGGAACUGCCUUUUGUCUUGUGAACGGCUGCAGGAUGAGGAGGCCAGGUGUGGAGAGGAGCCACAGAGCUGUGCUGAUAUUCACAUGGGCACACCUUACUCUAAGAGCCUCAUCAAAUUGCUUCUGGGGAUUGACCUAUUACAGCCUGCUGUUAUCAAAAUAUUAUUUGAAAAGUUGCCAGAAUUUCUUUUUGAAAACGAGAAUAGUGAUGGACUCAACAUGCCUCGACUAAUUAUCAGUCAACUAAAAUGGCUUGACAAAAUUGUGGAUGGCAAGGACCUCACCAGCAAAUUCAUGCAGCUGAUCAGUAUUGCGCCAGUGCCCAUGCAGCAUGACUUCAUCACCAGCCUGCCUGAGAUUCUAGGGGAUUCCCAGCAUGCUGAGGUGGGGAAAGAACUCAGUGACCUAUUAAUGACGAGUACCCCACUCACUGUCCCAAUCCUGGAUGUCCUUUCCAGCCUCCAACUGGACCCAAAGCUUCUGUCUAAGGUCCGCCAGUUGGUGAUGGGUAAGCUGUCAGCUGUUAGACUGGAAGAUUUACCAGUGAUAAUCAAGUUCAUCCUUCAUGCCUUAACAACCACAGAUGCAGUUGAGGUAAUAUCUGAGCUUCGAGAGAAGUUGGAUUUGCAGCAUUGUAUUUUGCCAUCACAGCUGCAGGCUUCCCAAAGCAAGUUGAAAAGUAAAGGAAAAAUAAGUUCUUCAAAUCAAGAAAAAAGCAAUCUGGACAGUGUUAUUCUCCUCUUUGAUGUUAUAAAGUCAGCUGUUAGAUACGAGAAAACCAUUUCAGAAGCAUGGAUUAAGGCAAUUGAAAACACUGCCUCGGGAUCUGAUCACAAGACUUUGGAUGUGGCAAUGCUUCUCGUCAUCUAUAGCACCAACACUCAGACAAAAAAGUCCAUUGAGAGGGUGCUAAGAAAUAAGGUUCGAUCCGGCUGCAUUCAAGAACAGCUACUACAGAGUACAUUCUAUAUUCUUUCCUCGGUUCUGAAGGAUAUUUGUCCAUCCAUUCUGUUGUUGGCUCAGACUUUGCUGCAUUCCCUAGACCAGAGUGUGAUUUCUUUUGGCAGUCUCCUCUACAAAUACACAUUUAAGUUUUUUGACACUUACUGCCAGCAGGAAGUGGUUGGUGCUCUAGUGUCUCAUAUCUGCAGUGGGAAUGAUGCUGAAGUUGAUACUGCAUUGGAUGUCCUCCUAGAAUUGGUAGUUCUAAACCUGUCUGCUAUGCGGCUGAAUGCUGUCUUUGUGAAGGGCAUUUUAGAUUAUCUGGAUAAAUUGUCUCCUCAGCAAAUACGAAAACUCUUCUAUAUUCUCAGCACACUGGCAUUUAGCAAAAAGCAUGCAGCUAGCAGUCACAUUGAGGAUGACAUGCAUCUGGUGAUACGAAAGCAGCUCUCAAGCACCAUAUUCAAGUACAAGCUCAUUGGCAUUAUUGGUGCUGUCACCAUGGUGAGCAUCAUGGCAGUAGACAGUAGUGGAUCUUCCAGUUUUACUCAAGGGAGAACAGACCUGAACAAUGAACAAUGUACACAGGUGACCUCCUUGCUGCAGUUGGUUCACUCUUGCAGCGAGCAGUCUCCUCAGGCCUGUGCGCUUUAUUAUGAUGAAUUUGCCAACCUGAUCCAAGGAGGAAAACUGGCUCCAAAAGCCCAGGAAUGGGUUGGGCAGACUGUGUUUAACAAUUUCCAAGAUGCCUUUGUGGUGGACCUUGAUGUUAUUCCAGAAGGUGACUAUCCGUUUCCUGUGAAAGCUCUCUAUGGACUGGAAGAAUACAAUAGUCGUGAUGGGAUCGCCAUCAACCUCCUGCCACUGUUGUUCUCUCAGGACUUUGCAGAAGAUGGGGGCAGAAUGACUUCACAGGAAUCAGACCAAAAAUUGGUGUCUCCAUUGUGCUUGGCUUCCUGUUUCCGGCUACUGAGACUCUGUGUGGAGAAGCAGCAUAAUGGAAGCCUGGAGGAGAUUGAUGGUUUAUUAGAUUGUCCUAUAUUUCUCACUGACCUGGAGCCUGGAGAGAGAAUGCAGUCUAUGUCUGUUAAAGAGCAGUCGUUCGUGUGUUCACUCAUAUUUCUUACUCUCAACUGGUUCCGAGAGAUUGUGAAUGCCUUCUGCCAGCAAACAUCGCCUGAGAUGAAGGGGAAGGUGCUCACCCGGUUAAAGCACAUCAUGGAACUACAGAAGAUCCUGGAAGAGUACUUGGCAGUCAUCCCAAACUAUGUUCCUCCCCUUGCAAAUUUUGACUUGGAAACUUUAGAUGUAACACCUCCUACCAGCACUGCUGCUUCAGCAAAAAUCAGCCAAACAGGAAAGAAAGGUGCAGGAAGGAAACGAAAAGCCGAUGACAGCAAAUUAUCCUCCCCUGACACACUUUCAAAGGAAGGUAGUUCAGAAGGCGACCCUACACCAUCGGAUAGAAGCCAGAUGGAAAAGGGGUUCACAGGGAAAGAAGAAAAGAUAUCUGUGUCACUACAGAAUUAUCAUGCUUUUUUCCGGGAGCUGGACAUUGAGGUUUUCUCCAUUCUACAUUGUGGACUUGUGACCAAGUCCACUUUAGAUACUGAAAUGCACACUGAAGCCAGAGAAGUUGUACAACUUGGCCCUCCUGAGCUUCUUUUCCUGCUGGAAGAUCUCUCCCAGAAGCUGGAGAAUAUGCUGACACCUUCUGCUGCCAGGAGAGUCCCCUUCUUCAAGAGUAAAGGGAGCCGGAAUGUUGGAUUCUCACAUCUCCGUCAGAGAUCUGCCCAAGACAUUGCUCACUGUAUCAUUCAACUGCUGACCCCAAUGUGUAACCAUCUGGAGAAUAUUCAUAACUAUUUUCAGUGCCUGGUUGCUGAGAAUCAUGGUGUAGUUGAUGGAUCAGGAACAAAAGUUCGGGAGUACCAUAUAAUGUCUUCCUGCUAUCAGAGGCUACUGCAGAUUUUUCAUGGACUUUUUGCUUGGAGUGGAUUUCUUCAUCCUGAAAAUCAUAAUUUACUCUCUUCAGCCCUUGAGGUGCUUGCUAGCAGACUGGAGCUGGGAGAACAACAGCCCUUGGAGGAAAUGCUCAGCCAGAGCUUCCAUUACUUGCAGAAUUUCCAUUCUAGCAUUCCCACUUUCCAGUGUGCUCUUUAUCUUAUCAGACUUUUGAUGAUCAUUUCGGAGAAAUCUACUGCUGCUCCUCAGAAAAGGGAGAAAAUUGCAUCCCUGGCCAGACAGUUCCUCUGUCGGGUAUGGCGAGGUGGGGAGAAAGAGAAGAGUAACAUCUGUAAUGACCAACUCCGUUCUUUACUUUGCAUCUACCUGGGGCACACAGACAGUGUUCUGAAGGCCAUAGAGGAGAUUGCAGGUAUCGGUGUCCCAGAACUGAUAAAUUCUCCUAAAGAUGCAUCUUCCUCCACAUUUCCCACACUGACCAGGCACACGUUUGUCAUUUUCUUCCAUGUGAUGAUGGCUGAACUAGAGAAGACAGUGAAAAGUAUUCAGGCUGGCACAGCAGCAGACUCACAGCAGGUUCAUGAAGAGAAGCUCCUCCAUUGGAAUAUGGCUGUUCGAGACUUCAGUAUCCUCAUCAACCUGAUAAAAGUGUUUGAUAGUCGGCCUGUUCUGCAUGUAUGUUUGAAGUAUGGGCGUCAAUUUGUAGAAACAUUUCUGAAGCAGUGUAUGCCGCUCCUAGACUUCAGCUUUAGAAAACACCGGGAAGAUGUUCUGAGCUUACUGGAAACCCUCCAAUUGGACACAAGGCUCCUACAUCACCUGUGUGGACACUCCAAGAUUCACCAGGACAUGAGACUCACCAAACAUGUUCCUUUGCUCAAAAAGACCCUGGAGCUGCUUGUUUGCAGAGUGAAAGCCAUGCUAAUCCUCAACAAUUGCCGAGAGGCUUUCUGGCUGGGUAAUCUCAAAAAUCGGGACUUGCAGGGUGAAGAGAUUAUGUCCCAGAAUUCCCAGGAGAGCACAGCAGAUGAGAGUGAGGACGAUACAUCAUCCCAGGUUUCCAAGAGCAAAGAAAAGGAGGAUGGUGAGGAAGAUGACGAAAGUGAUGGAGAAAAGGAGCAAGACAGUGAUGAGGGUGAUGACAACUCUGAUUAGACCUUAGAGAGACCUUUGACGCCACCUCCACCUCUCUGCCAACUUGUUACCAUUUAUGCUUUAAAAUCUGCUAUCUGCCUUUCUGACUGGAAGCAUCCUAUUUUAUUUUUAAAGAGAGGGUUUUAUUGAGUCAACUUAAUUGUGGAUUUCAUGGAUUGUCUAACAACCAUCAAAGACCCUGGCCAAAGAUUCCACUGUAGGAUUACUUAUCUGCUUGGGUGAACAUGGCAGCACUAGGCUGCAGAGUAGAAACUGUUUGGCUGAGUCUGUGACAUAGGCUUGGGAGCUAAUUUCGAAACUAUUUGAAUUAUUCUAGAAUUUAAGCUUGUACCAGUUUUACAAAUAAAUUCCCUUUUAUGUUCUGCCUCAGCUAUCUCAU